GCAAAAUGAACGAAUCGAUAAUAUCAGUCUGCUUAACGGGAAUAUUUACAAAAGAUCAGAUGGAUUAUCGUUUAUUUGGUAAUUUACCUAUUUCAAUAUUAGGAUUGAUAUCAAAUGCCAUCAAUGUAUUCGUAUUUAUGGAUGGCAAGAUGAGAUCAUCUCUCGUAAAUCAUUUUUUAUUUGCUAUCACUGUUUCGGACUUAUUAUUACUUUUAUUUAAUUUUUUUUUCUUGAUAUUCCCCGUCAUAUCCAUUUUAUCCGAUUCAUUUUAUCUUCACUAUUUAUAUCCAAUAAUUCUCAGAUAUAAUUAUCCAUUAGCUCGAAUUGCCCAUACUUGUGGAGUCUAUUUAACUUACAUCGAUUUCUUGCAAUCACCUGUGCAUUGUGCCAUAAUGGGUUCAAUUAUUUUUUCGAUAUUAAUCAAUGCAACCACUUGGCUUGAACUCACCAUUGUUCCUUGUUAUAGUAUUCAAUUUAAACGGAUAUCAAGGCAUAUACAAUUGACUGAAUUACAAAUGGACCAUACAUAUGGGAUUAUUAUGAAAGUUAUCACUUAUACAUUAGUGAUGUUCAUCAUACCUUUUUUUAUACUCAUAAUUGUCAACAGUCGGAUAGUAAUUGCACUACGACGAAGUACUAAUUUACGGCGUUCACAUCUAGCGUCAACUACAUCCAGUAAUGAUGCGUUAAAUUCAGGAUAUCAAUAA
Molecule: messenger RNA, 707 nt
Organism: Dracunculus medinensis (Guinea worm)
Lineage: Eukaryota; Metazoa; Nematoda; Chromadorea; Rhabditida; Dracunculidae
Source: the annotation of a GenBank genome assembly